This is a messenger RNA of Colletotrichum truncatum, 2697 nucleotides long. RefSeq names its product ORP1 like protein. The record is from RefSeq and is a predicted model, not a curated record. Lineage: Eukaryota; Fungi; Ascomycota; Sordariomycetes; Glomerellales; Glomerellaceae.
AUGGACGUGACAUCACUACUGAACGUAGCGGCGGGAAACAAGCCCAUUAUUCGGAACAACACCACUGAAAGCACUUUUGCGACUAUCAUCGACAAGAAGAUUACAACUACCGCGUCCACGGAGAAGACUGCUUCUUCCAGGCGCACAAGCGACCCCCGAGCACCGCGGAACCGCACGCCAUGGGAUGCGGGCGGUUAUUCUCUUCCAUUAUCAGUAGACACCACCAAGAUUCCUGCUCCCUCCGCGAAGCCUGCGUUUUAUAGCGAGUCCGACGUAGACCAGUCGGCAUCCGCAAGUUCAUACGACUUGCCUUCAUCGGGCUGCCAUUCCAGGGCCAGCUCUCUUAGUUCUUUGGCACACGAGAUGGCGCACUCCGCCAACAUUACUCCGAUGACGAGUACACACCCCGGCCGAAUUGCACUGCGUUCGCGUCCAAGUAGUACAAGGUCAUUGGCUAACUAUUUCAGACACAGUAUAUCUGGUGACUCGGAUGCACAACUGACAGCAAGGCCUAAUUUGCCGCGUGAGGAUGAUGGCCAACAUGUCACGGGCGGGUUUCCCAAAUCCCCUAAGCACAAGUUUUCGGACAGCCAUAGUAGUCUGUCUUCCUACACGUCCUCUACACAAUCUGGAGGCCACUCUAGGAUAUCAUCGCUAUCCACAGUAAGCGGUAUCCAGCCAUUUACAUCCUUGUUGAACGAUGUGCCGGCCUUCGACACCAAGUUGGCAGAACACCAACAAAGCAUGACUGGACCUGCCAUGGUUGAUAUCCAGCCGCCCUCGCCGAGAACCAUUCCUCAGUCUGAUCCCAACGCACAAGGACCGUUGGAUCCUAGUUUGAAGGGUCCGGGGAGACCAGGAAGUCCAUCCGAUGCAAUCUUGAUUACUCGGGGUAUGGGCAGCAACAGGUCGAGUCCUACUGACGGUUUAAGCCCUCAUUCAAAACACCCGCAGGACAACCUCAACUACCUUUCACUACCUCAGGAUCAUCCCCAGUCAAGGACUCACAAGCGCACGGUUUCUGCUCCAGACUUCGCAGCCAUAUCUGCCCCUACUUUCCAACCGUUCCCUUCCGUUUCAGAGACGGCCCCGUUCCCGCCGCAGCAGCCGUACGCCAUGUCUCCCCCGCAGUCACCGCCGACUGCGGCUAAUCAGGAUGAGAUCAAGUGUAUGUAUAUCGAGAACUGCGACACCGGAUCCCAACCUCGUAAGGCCAUUUCCCACAUUUUCGGCCGCAACAAACUCUGCACCCGCAUGAUUCCUGCUCACGUCUGGGUUCACUUCUGCCGCAAACAUUACCAGCGCAGUCGUUAUCGCAACGCCCAUGAGUACUCGAAGCUUCAGGUCGACCUCGUUCAGAAGCAGAUCGCUCGCGUUCAGCAAUGGAGUGAUGAGAACGAGCGCGCAGGGAAGGCGGGUGUAGUAAACAGCUGGUCUUUAGCUAUCCGCAAGCGUGAGCAGAAGCGUCUGGAGGACAAGAAGGAGUCCAAGAAGCGCGCGUAUCAAGACGAAUCCGACGACGAGCAGCUUGAUGGUGCAAUGCUUAAUGGAACUGCCGUCCCCGAAUGGCUGCUAAGCAAAUGCGGUGCUGGUUACACGACUGUUGCUAUUCAGGAGAUUGUGGCCCAAUUAAAGACCGAGAUCGACAAUGGCGGUCUCAGCCAAAUCCCUGAUAUCGAGAUCCUGCCUACCAUCAGCAGCGACGGCCCCGACGAGAAGCCCAAGACUUAUCUUAAGCGAAAGACGAGCGGCGCCGCCGCCCACAAGCGUUCCCAAUCGAUGGGUGUAGCUCUCAGACCCGAGGCACUCCCCAUGGCUAGACGUGUCAGCCAGCCCAACACUUAUUGGGGUCAUGAAGGUUUCGAUGCCUCCUCCUUUGAUAAUCACCAUCGCGUUACUGACAUGGAAGCUGGCUACUUUGGAGACCGAAAUGCCAUGCCCGGUAUGCCUAGAGUUCCCUCCGGCAUGCGCCGUAUGAACAUCCCGCACCGUCCUGCAUUCGGCAACAUUCGCGAGGGUCACCCUGAGGAGGACUACUACCGACAACCUCAGAUGGGAUCAGGCCCCUUUGUAUUCGGCGCGGGUGGUCCUCAAGGCGGCCCUCUGCCUGCCCCGACUCCACAGCGUCGUGGUAGCAAGUCGAUGGCCUCCCAUCUCGAGACCUCAACGACAACCAUGCCAACAUACCCCGACCCUCGCCGCGCGUAUCACCAGCGGUCUCAGAGUGAGAUUGGUGGAUUCCACCAGGGACAGGCUCCCAACUACCGCCCUUCCUCAUCCUCUGGAUACGCCCCACCCGCCUAUGGCUACGGACCUGGCCCCGUUGAGCAAGACAGCUAUGAUGGCACUUACCCUCGUCCCCAUGACAACCCAUUCGUUCAGGGUGCCCAACCCAACUACUAUGAGGAUCCGCAACGGCAGUAUGCCUACGGAGCAUCACCGUUCCAGCCCAAUCCUGUGCCUCGACUCGGCCCGGUUGGCGUCAACAGGCACACCCGCCAUCAGAGCACUCCGAACGCACCCCGUGCCAUGCACCGUGCUCCCUCUACGCACGGCUUCGCGGUCGGCGCGAACAUGGCUCCUCAGCAUGACCAACGUGGCUAUGAGCGCACGUCUUCGGAGCACUCACGCCACUCCUCAUACGCCACGCCGCCCAUGCAACCCAUGCAGCACAUGCCGGAUGCUGCCCGUCACUGA